UUAAGAACAUUCAGAAUAAAAAUGAAGGUUGCAGUCUUGGCGCUUUGCUUGGUCUUCGUAGCAGUUCGCCAGAGUGAUGCUGCUAUCAAGUGUGUACAGGGUGACGGGGUUGAUCAGACUGCUAAAGUUUGUGAUGGUGCCGAAAAUAAAUGCUUCCAGCCUAAGUUUGUUGAGUACACAGGGAUGUCUGCAGGUGUGACUUAUGGUUGUGGGCCUUGUGACGCUAAAAAUGUCGCCACUUGUGAAGACUGCGUUGGAAAAGAUGAUGCUGCCUGCAACAUAAAGAAAGAAACAGAAUUAGAGUUCAAGUGUCACGACUAUGAACUGCUGAAAGAUGCAACUAAGCUCACACCCAAGAAAGAACCAACCACCUGCCAAAGACUCACAGCCACUACUAUCAUGUGCAACAUGCCAGGACCAUCUUCCGACAAAACUUACACGAUGGUGAACAAGGGAUGUGGUCCAUGCAGUGCUGCGGACAAGACAGCGAAGAAGUGUGAAGAGUGCGAGACAGCUGAGUGCAACAAGCCAGCAACCCCCGCGAUAAAGUGUAUCCAGGGAGAUGGUAGUAAGGAUGCUACAGUGUGCACAACAAAUUCUGGCGAAGCAGUGCCCACCAAAUGUCAUCAACCAAAGUUCACUGAAUACACCGGAUUAGCAGCCGGCCAGACCUACGGAUGUGGGCCUUGUGGUGCUAAUGACGCUGCCAAAUGUGAAGACUGCGUUGGAAAAGCAGACGCUGCUUGCAACGUGAUUAAGGCGACUGACACGGACUUCAAGUGCUAUGACUACGAGCUGAAGGAAGAUAAGUGGACUAUGAAGUCGACUGCUGGCACGUGCAAGAGAAUGAAGGAUACUGCUGUCAAAUGUAAUAUGCCAGGAAAAUCUGCUGAUAAAACCUACGUAAUGCAGAAUGCAGGAUGCGGACCUUGCACUGACGCCGACAAGAAAGCCACUAAAUGUGCAGAAUGUGACAAAGCUGAGUGCAGCAAUGCCUUCACCAUCACUGCCUUCAUCGUCCCCCUCCUGGCUACUCUCUACAACCUCCUGUAGGAUACUAUUUAACUAUUGAGUACCUUGAAAUGAACUUGAAAUGAACUUGAACGACACUUGGAAAAUAGGUCGUGAUAGAGUCUUGCUAUUAAGUAUGAACUCGUUAGUACUUAUGAAUUAAUUGUUAUUGUGAUAUUCUUAUGAAAUUCUUGUAUGAUUUGUUGUAGCUUUAGACUCACUUAGUUUGGAGACUUGGUAUUUCAGACUGUGCCACUGUCAAAUGACUAUAUAAUUUUAUUAUUCUGUAUAUAGCUG
Molecule: messenger RNA, 1308 nt
Organism: Bolinopsis microptera
Lineage: Eukaryota; Metazoa; Ctenophora; Tentaculata; Lobata; Bolinopsidae
Exons: 3
Coding region: 22-1053 (343 amino acids)
Source: RefSeq, a predicted model, not a curated record